Messenger RNA from Melanaphis sacchari, 1925 nucleotides. RefSeq lists its product as uncharacterized. Lineage: Eukaryota; Metazoa; Arthropoda; Insecta; Hemiptera; Aphididae. Gene Ontology annotation, biological process: transmembrane transport. Gene Ontology annotation, molecular function: transmembrane transporter activity. The record is from RefSeq and is a predicted model, not a curated record. Gene Ontology annotation, cellular component: membrane. The transcript is spliced from 10 exons. The coding region runs from base 564 to 1868 and encodes 434 amino acids.
UAUCAAUAAUUAUAUAGAAUCAUACAUGAGUCAUACGUCUGUUGGUGGAUAUUGGAUAAUGGAUAUGCACUUUUUGUUAUCUCGUAGGUCGUCCGUAGAACAAUGCGCGUGAAAUUUGUAUUUUGAUAACAUCAUUGAUAUUACGCAAUGUCUAUUCUUUGUUCGUAAACAUUAAUCUUUAGAACAGGCUCAUAAAUCAUAAUAUAUAAUUAAUAAAUAAGUAAUAAUAUUGUUGUUACCGCAUUGAUACAAAAUAUAAUAUUUCAUCUUAAUUCGUAAGAACGGUUUUUGGACAUCGAAAACGCAGUAUUUAUUUUACAUUUAUCGUAUCACUUGAAUAACAUACCUAGACGACGAGGUAAAAAUAUAUAUAGAAACUUUGUUCCUAUUUCGAUCGACCUAUCAUCCAUUAAUAUGGAGAAUGAUUAUUGUUGCAGAAUGGUGAUAGUGUAUCUGUAGUGACCUUUGAAGGUAGCAUCCAGGAGCCAGAGAAAAACAGUGGUGCAGUGGAAGUCUUGGAGCCUGAGGACAAGACCAAAUUCAGACUGACUUUGGAACCUAUUAUGAUGUUAUUGCUCCUGGGGAUAAAUGUCAGUAUAAUGGUGCAGACUAACCUAAUUGAAGAACGUGUAUGCCUCCAUAGUGAUCUUGUGAACAAUAAGUCUGUAAAUUGUUAUAAUAUGACUGCAGCAGAACAAGAAAUAGUUCAACCAGCUGUGGCAAAUUUGCAGAUGAUUAAAAAUCUUAUUGAAACAUUGGUGCCUUGUGUAACUGCAUUGUUUUUAGGUCCAUGGAGUGAUAUUAACGGUCGUUUGCCUUUAUUUUUAGCAGCUAUCUCAGGUAUGGUAGUAUCUAACUGUAUGUACUGUGUAUUUUCUACAAUUCCUAGUCUACCUCCAGUAAUGUUUUUACUGUGCAGUAUACCUAUUGCUAUAAGUGGUGGUGGUGGUGCAUUGUUUAUAGCUUCAUUUUGUUAUAUUGUUGACAUUACUGAUUUCAAAACCAGAGCUUACAGAUUAGGUGUAUUGCAAACUUUUAUAUCUUUUGGCUCAAUUAUUGGAUCAAUACUAAGUCCUAUGUUAUAUAGCAAGUCAUCUACUUAUGCUUUUGCCUUAAGUGCAAUGUUCACAAUAACUGGACUUCUUUACACAUCUCUUUUUCUCAAAGAAACUGUUAUCAUAAAAAAAGGUGUAAAUACAAAACUUUUCAAUCUCAGUCUAGUAAAAAAUAUGUGGGAAACUGUUGUGAAAAAAAGAUUUGGAUUUUUAAGAAGCAUAAUUAUUCUUUCUGCUGUGGUAUUAACUUUAAAUUUGGCCAUUGUAAUGGGCGAGGAUUCAUUGAUGUAUAUGUACCUACAAAAACAAUUUUCAUGGACUUUAGAAAAUUAUACUCUAUUUAAUGCUUAUGCAACAUUAUUAAGUGCUAGUAUUCCUGCAAUUGGGUUGUAUGUAUUGAGUACUAAACUUGAAAUACCAGACAUGUAUCUUGCUACUGCUGCUACAGGACUACGAAUCAUAGAAAAAGUUUUUUUAGCGUACUCGCGAUAUACAUGGCAAUUUUAUAUAGCAAAGAUUUUUGGUUGUGUAGUAUUGACCAGUGAACCACUAGUUCGAUCUCAAUUAUCCAAGAGUUUUCCAUCUGAAGAUUUAGGUAAAAUAUAUGCAUUCAUAAGCGUGAUUGAAGGUUUUGGUACAUUACUUGGUUCCCCAAUAUAUACCACAUUGUAUAAUAUGACAAUCCAUAACUUUGCCAAUUUUAUAUUUUUCCUAUCAGCAGUAUUUGGCACAUUUGUUUUAGGCUUCUACAUAAUUAUAUUGUUCUUGCUUUCAAAAAGUUCCAAGACACAGGAUUUAUUAAUUGUGAACUAAUUAUUAAACAAAGAAAAUAUAUAUAUAUAUUUUUUUUUUGUAUUCAAUGUACUAUUA